This is a messenger RNA of Emericellopsis cladophorae, 1440 nucleotides long. RefSeq names its product N amino acid transport system protein-like protein. The coding region runs from base 1 to 1440 and encodes 479 amino acids. Gene Ontology annotation, biological process: amino acid transmembrane transport. The record is from RefSeq and is a predicted model, not a curated record. Gene Ontology annotation, molecular function: amino acid transmembrane transporter activity. The transcript is spliced from 3 exons. NCBI's taxonomy places the organism in Eukaryota, Fungi, Ascomycota, Sordariomycetes, Hypocreales, Bionectriaceae. Gene Ontology annotation, cellular component: vacuolar membrane.
AUGGCAGCAAACACUGCCGCCGCACCGGAAAACAAUAUCAACAGCAACCAGGUGAAUCAUGCUGCCGAUCUCGAAAACAACAAGGUUACGGCGUCCGACUCGGGCACCGUGAGCACGCCUGGAGACGACCAAGAAGAUGCCGGCAACCAGACAUCGAAUUCAGAGCAAGCUGCUCUAAUCGACUUCAAGACCCUCGAGUGGUGGCAGGGUGGCAUCAUCCUCAUUGCGGAAACCGUAUCACUGGGCAUUUUAUCCCUGCCCUCGGUGCUGGCCAGCGUCGGUCUGGCCCCCGGCAUCGCGCUGAUCGUGCUCAUGAGCGUCCUGUCGACAUACUCGUGCGUUGUGCUUGGCGAGUUCCGCAAGGCGCACAUGGACGUGGAGAAUUUCGGCGAUGCGGUCGAGGUCGUCAGCCACUCGCUCGGGCCCGUGGCGGCCAAGGUGCUCCAGGAAUUCUUUGGCUGGGCGCAGGUCAUCUUCCAAGUGCUGGUCGCGGGAAGCCACAUUCUGACGUGGACCAUCUGCCUGAACACGCUGACCGAUAGUGGUGCCUGUACUGUUCUCUGGGCCUUUGUCGGGUUGGCAAUCUUCUGGUUCCUCAACUUCCCGCGAACAUUGAGCUAUGCCAGCUACAUGUCGAUUGCAUCCUGCCUUUCCAUCGUCAUUGCGACUUUGAUGACUGUGGGUGAUGUCUCGCGCACGCGCCCCAUUGGCAAUGGCCACAUUGACAUUGCGCGCUCACUUGGUCUGCCCCCAGCCAUGCUGGCUGUAACUGAUAUCGCAGUUGCUUUCUCAAGCCAUUCUUGCUUCUUCAGCGUCUAUGGCGAAUUCAAGAAGCCUACCGACUGGCCCAAGGCGCUUGCUCUGCUCCAGAUUGUCGACACCUCGCUCUACCUGCUCGCAGCCAUUGUCAUCUACUACUACGUCGGGCCCGACGUCCCAUCACCCGCGCUCUCCGCCGCCGGCUCGGACGUCAUGCGCAAGGCCAUCUGGGGUGUCGCCAUCCCGACCAUUGUCAUUGCUGGCGUCAUCUACGGUCACGUGGCCGCCGAAUACGUCUUCACCCGCAUCUUCCGUGGCACUAAGCAUGAAAUCAGGCGCACUUGGGUCUCCACCGUCUCCUGGCUGGCCAUCACCUUUGGCAUCUGGCUCAUCGCGACAAUCGUCUCCCUGUCGAUUCCCGUCUUCAACAGCCUGCUCGGUCUUGUCGCGGCCCUAUUUGUGAGCUGGUUCUCUUACGGUUUGCCCGGCAUCUUUUGGUUGUGGAUGCAUCACGGCAACUACUUCAACAAAGGGUGGGGGCAAAUUGCCCGUUUCGCUGGCAACAUUGUGUUGCUCGUCGUCGGUGCACUGCUGUGCGUCCUGGGGUUAUGGGCGUCCAUCGAGGCCAUUGCCCAGGAGGAGGGAAAUCAGCCCUGGUCGUGCGCGAGCAAUGCGGCAUAG